CGCACGACGUGCUCACACUUUCGUGACGCGGACACGCAGCGCGCCUUGGUUUAAAGUCCCGGGAACAGAACCCGGUGGAGAACCCGGUGGAGGACUCGGGGACACGUCGUGAGACCGGGGACAUGUCCACAGACAGCAUGCCUCUGCAGGACCUGCCCUGCCUCAGCCUCCAGGGCUCCAUGUUGUGUCAGAGGACGAUCAAGCGCCGGUCCAGAUGUGGAGCGAGCGAGGGCCUGGAUGCAGAGUGCACCCCCACAGAGCUCAUCCAGCUGUGCUCCCCCAAACACAAGCUGCAGCGGCUCUGCAGCAGAGACAAAGAGAACGAGUGUGGAGCCUUCGUCCUGGCUCGCAGGUCGAGGAGGAAGAAGGAGUCUUCAUCAGGAAUUUCGUGGGACCAUUUACCAGACGAGCUGCUUCUCAAGAUGCUCCUCUUCCUCCCUCUGCAGGAGCUGCUCCGGAUGUCCACCGUCUGCAAGCGCUGGCACCGACUAGUGUUUGACGAGUCCCUGUGGCACAGCGUGGACCUGGAGGGGCUGACCCACGGGGGCGCGGCUCUGCAGCAGGUUCUGACCACCGGCGUCCGCAGGCUGCGCUGCCCUCGCUCCUUCGUGGAAGAUCUCGUCUUCACGGCCUCCGGGUGCGUCCAGCAGACAGAGACGCUCGGUCCUGGUUCUCUUCUGGUCCAACACCUCAUCCCGCUGCAGAUCGUCCAGUUGGACCUGUCCAGCUCCGUCAUCCCCACCUCGGCUCUGGAGAGCAUCGUGUGUCGGUGCAGGAUGUUGGAGUAUCUGAGUCUGGAGGGGCUGCAGCUGUCAGACGCCAUCAUCAGCUCUCUGGCGGUGAACGUGAACCUGCUGCAGCUCAACCUGAGCGGCUGCUCUGGCUUCUCUGCUGCCGCUCUGGCCGACAUGUUGAGCUCCUGCUGCAGGAUGGAGCAGCUGAACGUGUCGUGGUGCGAGUUCACCGGUGAUCACGUGAAGAGCGUCGUGAGGAACCUCAGCUCCAGCGUCACGCAGCUCAACCUCAGUGGUUACAGAGAGAGUCUCUCGCUCGACGAUGUGAAGGUGCUGGUUGGGAGAUGUCCUCAAAUUCAGACUUUAGACUUAAGUGACAGCACCCUGCUGAUGGCCGACAGCUUCCCUGUGCUCGCUCAGCUCAAGCGUCUGCUGCAUCUGUCCCUGAGUCGCUGCUACCACAUCCACCUCGCCGCCCUCACGGACCUGGGGAAGACGUUCCCCCUGCUCGGCCUCCUGGACGUCUUUGGCCUGGUGCUGGACGGCCACCUGCCGUCUCUGAAGAAAGAGCUGCCGCGCGUCAGCAUCAACUCGCGGCCGUUCUCCAGCGUGGCCCGGCCCACGCCCAGCAGCCGGCUGCCCGGCGCCCUCAGCGAGCGCACCAUGUGGAGCAGCUUGUGUCGGCUGAGGUUCAGGCCGCAGUGAUCCCGUCCUCAGGGUCAGAGGACGCAGCAGUACGUCCACACAGGGAGUCGGCCUGAUGUGACGGAGCAGUUUGACCCGACGUUCACGGGUCAAAGGUCACAGACAGGACCACGGCGCUGACCACGCCGGGGGAAACGCCUUCAUCCAGAACGUUGACCCCGUUGGUGUUUUAAUGAAUUCACAGAAUGUUUUAUGAAUGUUGGGCCAGUUGGACCUCAGCAGCAGGUGAUCAGAAUAGUUUUAAUGUUUGAUCUGUGGAUCUUCUUAAUGACGCUCACUGUUGAACUGAGAUCAUUCGUUAUGUUUCACCCUCCAGGGGAUUUUAGAUCAUCUCAUUAUGUCAGUGGAGAUUUGUUCCACUUUACCAUUUGAUUCAAAACUCCUGCAGUGAAAUCAAUGAAAGUUUGAACUUGUAAACUGUUCAUUUGAAGUAAAUCACUGAAUUACACUAAAACCUUCUGG
Molecule: messenger RNA, 1901 nt
Organism: Platichthys flesus (European flounder)
Lineage: Eukaryota; Metazoa; Chordata; Actinopteri; Pleuronectiformes; Pleuronectidae
Gene: skp2
Product: S-phase kinase-associated protein 2, E3 ubiquitin protein ligase
Exons: 10
Coding region: 123-1439 (438 amino acids)
Molecular function (GO): protein binding
Source: RefSeq, a predicted model, not a curated record